Molecule: messenger RNA, 5183 nt
Organism: Eurytemora carolleeae
Lineage: Eukaryota; Metazoa; Arthropoda; Copepoda; Calanoida; Temoridae
Exons: 5
Coding region: 76-5058 (1660 amino acids)
Source: RefSeq, a predicted model, not a curated record
UAUUCUCAGUCUUACUCAGAUAUUCGAACCGAACGAAACGAAACCUGGCGCGCAAAUUAACCUAAAAGUUUACAAAUGAUGAACAGCGCACGUAAUGGUGAGCGCGUGUCCUGUCUCCAGGACGAGGAUGGACUUUCUCUACAGGACGAGGACGGAUUCUUUACUUGCGCUGUUUCCGUGCAGCACAAGAAGCACGACGCUGAGUCCGGAAGUAACUACUCCGGAGAUGAAUCCGGCCGAAGAGUUGUCUGGCCUGCAAACCAGACUCGAGUUCUCAACCAGACCUUGGAGUCAAACAAAACCUACCAGAGCACAUUGAAGAGGGGAACCGAGGCCACGGAGUCAAACCCAAGGUUAAACACUAGAUCUGGAGAUGAAGAGGUAAAACAGGGAUUUAACCGGAUGAGUAGGUCUAACAGUAGAUCAAAAACCUUCAUGGAUCGAGCCAGAUCUUUCGAAAGAGGAGGUUUUGAGUCCCGUGGAAACUCUCGUCCCGUGAGCAGGAACGGAUCCUUUAGAAAUAGGUCUCCAUCAGGAAACAGGAGUCAUGUGGAUGAGAUGUGGACCAACCAGAUUGAGAGACCAGGUUCUAGGACAGAUGUUGACUCCAGGAGGUUUGCAGAGAUAGGACGUGUUAAUACUCUGGACUGGGAGGAGAGAAUACACGGAUCUAUUGAGAAUAUCCCGUCCAAGACUCCUCCUCCAAGAAGAAGAGAAAUGAACUUCAACAAGUCACAGGUUGAAGAGGAGAGGAUGAUGUCUACAAAAACUCCUGAACCUCCUCCACCUCCGGUCAGAGCCAAUCUCUCCACCAAAGACGAGAAUUUCCCUCCUCCUCCGUCUAGCAGUGACACCAGGAGCAAACUAUCCGAAGAGUCAGUGAACCAGCUCUCAGAGGAGAACAAGGAGAAGAUUGUGAAGCAGUGGGUGGAAUCCACCUCCCAGUCCACGGAGGGUAUUCACAGGGAGUUGGAGAGGUUUGCCUACGACAUUGCAGAGUCCGUGGUAAAAAACAUGGAGAAGAAUUCUGACAUUAAGGAAGAGUGGAACCUGGAGACUCAAACCUCUCAACUUCACCAGAACCAACUGGUCCAGCAGUUUUGGGAGCGCCAGAAGUCUAUUCCUGGUCUUGAAACCUUCGUCGCAAACUCUAACACGGAUAAAACUAAUAUCAAGGUUGAAAGUAAGUCUGGUCAAAGUGGAGGAAUAUUUCAUGCAACUCCUGCUCAUACAUCCCAGCAGCUCCAUGGACCUGUAUACAUACAGGAUCAGACUAGACGAGGAACUACUGGUAUGACAUUUCAGCAAGAGGAGAGACGAAGACAAGAGCUGAGAAGACAAGAAGAAGCAAAACAAGAAGAAUUUAGGAGGCAACAAGAAAUACAGGAAAGUCAAAGAUUCGAAGAGCUGCGAAGAAAAGAAGAGUUUCGUCUUCUUGAAGAAAAAAGAAGACAGGAGGAGAUGAGAAGACAAGAAGAAGGAGAAAGGAAAAGACAGGAAGAGAUGAGAAGACAAGAGGAGGAAGAAAGGAAACGACAGGAAGAUUUGAGAAGGCGAGAAGAGGAACAAAGGAGAAGACAGGAAGAGGAGAGUAGGCGAAGACAGGAAGAAAAGCGAAGAAUUGAGGAAGAAAGGGCAAGACAAGACGCAGAAAGAAGAAGAAUCGAAGAACUGAGAAAAAAAGAAGCGGAAGAAAUUGAGUUCCGUCGACAGGAAGAGUUAAAAAGACAGGAAAUAAUAAGAUAUGAAGCUCUGAAGAUGGAGGAAGAGGCUAAAAGGCAGGAAGAGAUGAGACUGGAACAGGAAAUGAGGAGAAAGUACGAGAUGCAACAGCAAGCUAUUUAUGAGAAACAGCAACAAAUGGAACAGCAAAGAAUUGAACAGGAGCAAUUGCUUCAACAUCAGCAGAAUCAAGAGUCUAUCAAGGUUCGAGCUCAUAUUCCCAAACUCUCGAAAAACAAAUCAAUUGAUUGUUCUCAGGAUAGGAUCAAUGAAGCACUGAGAGGAGGAGAACAUCUCGGAAAAGUGAAAACAGGACAAGUCAAUGAGAAGAGAAACUUCUGGAUACGUUCUACCUCAGCGGAUAGGAUGGGAAGUCAGACUUUAAGUCCUGCUCCUCGACGCCGAAGGAUGGAUGGUUGGAACACGAAGCAGAAAGAAAACGAGGAUCCUGAAUCAAGACCAGGUUCCUCUUUAGGAGCUCCGGGUACAGGUUCAGUUAAAAAUAUAACUUCAGGUUUUCUUUCUAAGAGUAAGUCCAGCGCUGCAGUGAUGCAGGAAGAGGAACGAGGGCGACCUAGACAUAGAGCUAUUCCUGCAAACUCUUGGACUAAGGAGAAAUAUGACGAACAGACAAAUCAAACCUUUCUCAAGAGUCAGGAGGUAAAAACAAACAAGGUCAAUGAAACUAUUACAAGCUGGGGAAAGCAAGAUCAAACAAUCUCGGAGAGAACUACUCCCGUUCCAUCCCGGCAUAUUGGACAAGUAUUUGCAGAGAACAAAGUUGCUAAAAUGGAAAAUGAAAAAUCCGCAAACUCCUGGAGAACUAAGACUCCUGAGCCUAGUGUAAAACUAGUAAAUGUAUGUGUUGAGAAGGGUCUAGGAUCCACCCAGAAUAUUCAUAUAUCCAGCAACGCUCACUCUCAAAUGAGCAACCUCAUGCAAGAGAGUAAAGUCCAAUCCUUCUCUCAGAAACAGGAGAUGGUGACCUCAAGCUCAAUGGCCACCUCCAGUAUGUCUAGUUCUUAUAGUGCAGGUUCAGGUUCUCAACCUCCUCCUACUCCGGAGAGAAAUCAGAGUUUCGGAGGUAAGUGUCCUGAUACUAAACCUGAAUUGGAACCAAAGAGAGAUCCUAAACCUUGUCAUGAAACCAAGCGUUCUCACUUAGUUCCCAGAGAUGGAAAUGAAACUAAACCCAAAUCUAACCAAGAUUCCAGUGUGAAGAGUUAUUCUAACAAGUUUUCCACCCUUGAGAGUUCUGUUUCUAGACAAGACAUGGUUCAGAAUUACCUUCAGAGUUCCAACUCCACCCAGAGUAUUAAUUCUGUUCUAUCUAAUUGCAGUAGCGGAGCGAUACCUCUACCAGUAAAGAACUCUUGGUUUGAUGAUCUUGAGAACAUAUCAGUUUCCUCAUCCUUCUCCAAUAUGCAGAGUUUACAGUCUCCUGUCCAGGAUACUCCGGUUCCUGUUACUGCUCACUGGUUUAAUAAUUCAGAUUUAGAAAACAAAAAACAGACAAAUCCUGUUCGUGCAUCUAACAAUGCUGUGUUUCAAGUUCAGGAUCCUGUGCCUCAAGCUCACAAUCCAGCUCAUGAAGCUCACAACUCAGCUCCUCAAGCACAUAACAUAGCUUUUCACACUCACAAUUCAGCUCCUCAACCUCACAAUUUAGCUUCCCAAGCUCAAAGUCCAGCUCCUAAAGCUCACAAUUCAGCUUCUCAUGUUCACAAUCCAGCUUCUCAAGCUCACAAUUCAGCUUCCCAAGCUCAUAGUCCAGCUCCUAAAGCUCACAAUUCAGCUUCCCAAGCUCAUAGUCCAGCUCCUCAAGCUCACAAUUCAGCUUCUCAAGUUCACAAUCCAGCUUCUCAAACUCAUAAUCCAGCUCCUCAAACUCACAAUCCAGCUUCUCAAGCUCACAAUCCAGCUUCUCAAACUCAUAAUGCAGCUCCUCAAACUCACAAUCCAGAUUCUCAAGCUCACAAACCAGUUCCUCAAACUCACAAUCCAGCUUCUCAAGCUCACAAACCAUUUCCUCAAACUCAUAAUCCAGCUCCCCAAGGUCAAGCUAAAGUUUUUACCAAAUCUGUUUGCAGUUCUGAAGAUCUUAAAAUCUCGUCCAUUGAAGAUUUCGACAACAAAUCUGUUCGAAGUGAUACCACAGUUAUAGAGAACAGAGUUUCAGAGAGAACAAUAAUAAAACCAGAGAAUCCGACUACCCCAGAGCAGAGCAAUGAUUUAACCAGUGUGAUCUCCGUUCCCCAAUCCCCCUCUGAAAUUAGGAAAAAAUUUCAAAAAAAUACUUCAUUCGAAAAAUCCUUUCAAAAAAGUGCUGAAUUUGAGUUGUCUAAGGAAUUUCGAGAAGGUGUGAGAGGAAAAGUUAAGGAAUCAAGAGAAUCCUUCUUGAAACGUUCAAAUUCGGAUAAAUUUGAACAGACCAAAGAAAUGAGAGAAUUAGAACUCCAGGCAGUUAAACUGCACCGGUCGGAUUCUAGAAAUUUCGAGCAUUCUAGUCUAGAUAAAUCUGAGAUCCUGAGGCAAGAAAAAUUACAGGAACUUGAAGAUGUUAAACGAUCCCGAUCUCGAUCAAGAAUGAGAGAAGAGAAGAACGGUGAAAACUCGUAUAGUCAGACUAAGCUGGAGAGAGAAGCAGAGCUUUUAUCCCUGUAUAAUCGACGGAUUGAGGCUGUAGAGGAUGAAUGUCUCUUUUCUCCGACAGAGCUCAAGGAAAUCCAACUCAGAGAAGAGAGGGAGAGAGAACUCACGGAGCUGUUAAACAGACAGACAUUACAAGAACCAGAAUAUACAUCGGCUCAAAAAGAGAAACAGAUGAAACUAGAUCGGAACCUGGAACUAAUUGCCCUUACGGACAGGUGCUCAGAGCUAGAUUCUCAACUGAUAUCACGCGAAGAAAUCCUAAGACAAGAACGAGCUGAAGAACUCAGGCAAAUAUCCUUGUUACGCAAUAUUAAUUCUAAUGAGGAGGAUACUAGGGAACGAGGACUAGCUACAAAAACUCCUGAGCUGGAGGUUUCUGAGGAUACGAGGAGCAGGGUUAAAGAAACUGCAGCUGUGUGGCAACAUAGGGAUAAACGGGAGAAAUCUGGAAGUGAAGACAGGUUUACUCCGACUCCUAGUCGUAGGAUUGGGAGCAUGUUCCGACGUGAACCUGAAUACUGGGGAGAGGAUGAGGAUCUUCCUGCUCCUCCUCCAGAAGAUGUAUCCAACCCUCCUCCUCCUCCCAGACAGAGCUCCAGGGGCAAGGUUGAGGAGUAUAGGACCUGGAGUGGAGGAUGGAAAGGAAGAGGAUCUAGUUCUCCGGCUCAUCCUAAACUUCAUUAAAACUAAACCAGUGAUAUACAAUCUAAUCUAUAUUAACAACUAUAUUGGAAUAAUUAAUGUCGGACUAAUAUCUUAAUAUAUAUAUAUUUAAUAAAAAUACUUACAAAUAAAUUUUAUCAAACUUG